AAGUUGUCAGAGUAGGAACUAAAGGUACGUUCUCUGACGUCGUAUCUAUGGUUUUUUGCGAAGCGUCACUGUUUUUACGAGGCGUACCACUAUUUUAGGUGGUUCUGUGCCAAUCUACAGUGCAACUUACUAUGUGCGGAAGUACGUGAAUGACGCUUGCAUGAUUUAAUGUGUUUUGUACAUAUUUUUUUCUGUGCACCUUGGCUUUGCUGAUGGCAUUCAUUCGUCACCAUCGUCACCAUUCUGCUCAUUCUGCACCCGCAGAAACAUCAUGGAGUAGCUAGUGGUGGUGAUACUAACAUUGUUAUACGCGCAUAAAAGCUCGCAUUUGCGAGACUAAUUAUUAAUGAAAAUGGCAUUAAGAACCCAGCAAGGGUUCGAAGAUGACGAUGACGAAGAUUUGAAAGCUUUGCGGCUGGCGGCUCUGCAAACGUUGAAAGCGAAGCCUACUUCUCCUCCCCAGAAUGCCCCCACACAGUGGGUCGCCCCUGUAAUUUCACCGCAGUCCGAAGCAUCAUCUCUUCCUCCAGUCGCUCAUCGGCCUAGAAAUGAUUACAAUAGAGGUGGAAUGCACAGAGGGAGGCAUAUGCGUAAUGGUCCGUUUAUACGUCAUAGAGUGAACCCGAAUCUCAUCGCAAUUGUUCCUAUUAAACAACCAUCUCCACCUCCCAAUAGUACAUCUGAUCAAUCCACUUGUAAAGUGGCAAAAUCAGCAUUGGUUGUGAAUUCAUCUUCCCCAAAACUCGUUCUGCCACAAGACAGAUAUUGUAAGACUGAAGAUGUAUCGAAGGAGAAAGAACCUGAAGUAUCGACCAAGUUUGACAGAUUCGAGCACUCGAGCUCCGAGUCGUCGGCAGAAGAGAGCGCCGAAGAGGAGGAGGAGGAGGCGGAAGAGAACGUGGGAGCUGGAGAGAAGGCGAUCAAGACGGAGGCGGAGGCUGCGGUGGCGGUGGCGGGCGCCAGCGACGCGGAGCCCGACCCCGACGUGUUGCUCGUCAAGGAUGAGGACGAGGACGACAGUCUCGAGAAGCUGAUGAACGAGAUGGAGGAAGAGAUGGCGACGGACGUCCUCCGACCGCGGGUCACCAUCACCUCGAAGGCGAAAGCGCGGAAGGAGGCGGCCGCGCCUGCCCCCACCCCCACCCUCGCGACCGACUCGGUCGCGGCUCCGGCCCAGGCGGGGCCCAAGCGCGCCGCCAGCGGCGCGCACAAGGAGAAGGCUCCAGAAGACCCGCGCGGCUGCGGGCGCGGUGCGGUGGAGGACCCAGGCAGGCCAAGCAAUUGCGCCCGAAAACCACUGCACCACACCUCUGCACCUCCGCGGGCGGCCGCGCGCCUUCGCCCGCCCCCUGCACCCACCGAGCGCCUGGGCCGUCCCGCAGUCAGCCCGCCCGCCGGCCAGGCGGCACUCACGAGCCGCCUCUCACCGCCCUGCACCCCGAUCUCCCGCCCACAGCCCCGCGCCUCGCCCCGUCGCCCCUGA
This is a messenger RNA of Gryllus bimaculatus (two-spotted cricket), 1483 nucleotides long. Lineage: Eukaryota; Metazoa; Arthropoda; Insecta; Orthoptera; Gryllidae. The record is from the annotation of a GenBank genome assembly.